Molecule: messenger RNA, 600 nt
Organism: Meleagris gallopavo (turkey)
Lineage: Eukaryota; Metazoa; Chordata; Aves; Galliformes; Phasianidae
Source: RefSeq, a predicted model, not a curated record
CCUCCAUGGUGGGUCGGGUUCCCCCCAUUAUGGACCUGGUGUCCUUAGAACGUCUCCUUCCGGUCCCACCAACGCGCUACUUCCGGUUUCCGUACGGCAAAAUGGCGGCGUCCGAGUGACGCUCCGGCAUGGAGACGUUGCGGCGUACUGUUGCCACAUCCGGUAUUUUCGCGUCUACUUCCGCUCGCCAAACAGAAGCUGGCGCCGCGCGUACCGGAAGUGCUGUGCAAAUAAAGCGGAAGUCACGUGGCGGACACGUCCGGAAGUUCCGGUGGGGGCAUAAUGGCGGCGCGCAGAGUGCUGCGGAUCGCGGAGCGCCGCGCUCUCAAUGCCCGCCCCGUCCCAGCAGCCCCGCAGCGCAUCGGCCAAUGGCGCGUCAGCCAGGGAUUGGCCCCCGGCAGUUCGGGCUACGGACCUCUCCGAGACCGCCCUGAUUGGUCGUUUGUGGAUGGCCGCCCGGCUCCGCUGUGGACGGGGCAGCUGCGCCGUCGCCAGGAGAACGAGGAAUUGGCCGUGAGUUUGGCUCCGCCCCCUCCGCCUUCUUAUAGGGCUCUGUGGGGUGGUUAUGGGGUGGUUAUGGGGUGAUAUGGGGCUCUGUGG